AUGAACCUCUCCGAUGACCGAUAUGCAACCCUUGUUUGGUUCAUGAAAUGCGUCCUAGGUCUGGGAGCUGUCAACGAAGUCAACACUUUGUUGAACUCUUGGGCAGCGAAUAGAUGGGUGUGGAAGAGCGACAAGAGUAACUGGAACUGGAAGAGCGAAGUAGCCGUCGUAACCGGUGGAUCAAAGGGCAUUGGAGCUUGCGUGGUAAAAAAGCUGGUGUCACAUGGGGUCAAAGUCGCGGUUCUAGAUGUCGAGCCACUGUCGAAUGACUUCAGUCAAGACGAGCUCCCCUCAAUCCACCACUACCAAUGCGACAUCACCUCCCAACCCGCCAUCCACCACGCCGCAGAAGCCAUCCGCUCCGCCCUCGGCCCCCCCUCAAUCCUAAUAAACAACGCGGGCAUCGGCAACGCCUACACGAUCCUCGACAUCCCGCCCUCCAACCUGCGCAAGCUCUUCGACAUCAACCUCCUCAGCCAAUGGACCACAGUGCAAGAAUUCCUACCAGACAUGCUCGCCAAAAAGAAAGGCCACAUCAUGAGCGUCGCCAGCUUGGCGUCGUUUGUCGCCCUCGCCGGCGCGGUGGAUUAUAGCUGCACUAAAGCGGCGCUGCUGGCGUUUCACGAGGGCCUCACGCAGGAGCUUAAACAUCGGUAUAAGUGCCCGCAGAUCAAGACGACGAUCGUGCAUCCGAAUUGGACGCGCUCGGCUAUUACGGCGCAUCCUGCCAUGGAAGCUGGGCUGAAGAGCGUUGGGGUUGGGUUGUUGGAGCCGCAGGAUGUUGCGGAUGCUAUGGUGAAGCAGAUUCUCGCGGCGAAGAGCGGGCAGAUUGUGUUGGGGCCGGGGCUGGCGCCGAAGAUUCGCGCACUGCCGCUUUGGAUACAGGAGCUUAUUCGGGAUAGUCAGGCGGGUAUCGUGAGUGGGGGUGGGACUACGGCGUCGGUGACUACGGCGUCGGGGUAG
Dothidotthia symphoricarpi CBS 119687 is the source of this 963-nucleotide messenger RNA. RefSeq names its product NAD(P)-binding protein. The transcript is spliced from 2 exons. Gene Ontology annotation, molecular function: oxidoreductase activity, acting on the CH-OH group of donors, NAD or NADP as acceptor. Lineage: Eukaryota; Fungi; Ascomycota; Dothideomycetes; Pleosporales; Dothidotthiaceae. The record is from RefSeq and is a predicted model, not a curated record. Bases 1 to 963 code for a protein of 320 amino acids.